This is a messenger RNA of Wallemia mellicola CBS 633.66, 4281 nucleotides long. RefSeq lists its product as hypothetical. The record is from RefSeq and is a predicted model, not a curated record. Gene Ontology annotation, molecular function: zinc ion binding; DNA-binding transcription factor activity, RNA polymerase II-specific. Bases 2221 to 4281 code for a protein of 686 amino acids. The transcript is spliced from 3 exons. Gene Ontology annotation, biological process: regulation of DNA-templated transcription. NCBI's taxonomy places the organism in Eukaryota, Fungi, Basidiomycota, Wallemiomycetes, Wallemiales, Wallemiaceae.
GUUAUCCAACUACGAUGGCACAAGGUGUUACAAAACUUAAACCAAACCCAUCAAAGAAGACGCACAACGCUCACAAAGCUUCUAAGAAUGCCUCUAUUAUGAAAAAAGGUCAGAAGGCUAUUCCACCAAAGAAGAAAAACGAAGUUGAGCGCAAAACUAAUAUGAAGAAACUCAGUUCAUCUAUUAACAACAAUAUCGAGAAGCAAAUGGUUGGUAAAGCUGCUAGUGGUCCACUUCAUAUUAUCAAGGAAGAAUCUUUUAAGAAGAACGAUAUGAAGAAUAAAAAGCAGUAGGAUAUACACUAGCAUUACUAUUCGAUUUGUACUAUAGACAUUUAUGGCAUUCACUUUCAACUUCUAAUUCAACAUAUCUCGAUCAGUAGUACAACAGAGAAGAUUUAUCUAACAAUCAACUAAUCACUAUAUCCCUUAGCUUGAUUGAGGUUAAUAGAGCUGAUUUCAGAUGUUAUACCCUCGGCUUUCUCGAUAUCUUGGAUACGACUACGAGCUGGGUUUUCAGGGAAGAGCUUAUUGUGCUCUUCAAUGGAACGUGGCCGUUCUCCUUGUGGCGUAACUAACCUACAUUAGAUGCUAAUUGAUAAUCUAUUUUCACUUACCCCUGAAAGCGUGACGCUGAUUAGGGAAACUAUUGAAAAUGGCGCUGUGUGCAGUAACAGAAUUUUCAAAGAUGACUACAUCUCCAGAGCCCCAGCGUACACGGACUUGCGCGUCAACUUGAUCCGCAACUUGCCUAUAAAGGAGAUUCAAAACGUGAUCGUUUUCAUGUUUAGGGAGUGAGACAAAAUUGUCACCUUGCUUAGCUAGCAAUGCACGAGAGAACCCUGGUUGAACAUAAAGCGCUUUCCAUCCGGUCACAGGAUGAACUCGAACGAGUGGAUGGAUGUGUUCAACAGGGGGUCUUCUAAUUGGAUGACCAGCGGCUUCAGCACCUUUUGCUUGAUUUACACCUGAGUGAACAGCGUAGAGUGUCUCCAAGUAUGCUUGCAGACUUGGUGAGAAGCUGUCAUAAGCAGCAUAAGCAGACGAAAAUACUGUAUCACCACCUGUAGGUGGUGCAGUAAUUACUUGCAAGAAAGUGGCUGUUGGUGGUUGUAACUCAUAGGUAAUAUCACUAUGAAAAUUCUCAGUAGGAGUGAAUGCACCAGUAUUUGGCUUCUUGUACUUGUCAGCGUAGAUAAUGUGCAAAUUCUCUAAAUCUGGAUCCUCAGCAGCUGCUCUCGCUUGAGGAGAUACGGGAUGCUUAUGAAGGACUGGUGAAAAGUAUCUACCAAAUUCCAAUGCCUUCUUUGGAUCAACUGGUUGGUUUCUGAAGAUAAGAAUACCUCUCUCAGCAGCCAAUAGUGCGAGAUCGUUGAGUUGCGCCUCAUUGAGCGUAAACAAGUUUUUACCUUCUUGGAAAGUUACUUCUGUUCCUAUCGCCGGUUCAAUGUUGUCGAUCUUGCUGGUAACGCUGAAAAGAUCCUUCUUGUUCUUGUCCGCAAGGUGGCCUUUAUUGUGAUGCUCAAAAGGGGUCUCACUGUAUGGCUCCCAUUUGAGAUCAGGGUAUGCUGGUUUGAGAUGGUUAUAUGGGUAAUUUGGAUCGUCGUUUGCAGAUCCUACGUUUGGGUAAUCUUGUGUCUUUGGUUGAUAAGCUGAUGCUGAUUGGAGUGUUGUAAUCGUCGUCAUUUAGUUUAGCUUAAUUUGCUAGAUAAAGAAUAAGGAAAUAAAAUACGCCCUUUAUUUAAAUGCAUGCUGCUAUCUGAUUUGUAACAUUGAAUGAAACAAAAUCACGUCAGUAUUGCGUAUCAAUAAGGACCGAAAAACCGAAGACGUUAUUCGUGAUUAGUUACAUAGGUGUGAUAAGCAUGCGCAGAUUAUUUGGCAUAUUUCGAUCUGAGAGAUGAUCAUAUGACCGAGAAAUUGUUCUAGCGAGAAAUACUCUUGAUUGUGAGAUAAUUUAAGAAAUUAUGUUAUUAUAUAGAAUUGCUAUCUUAAAUACUAUUCUAAUAUAAGAAAUCAAUCCGACUCGGGACUAAACUUUUAUUAGUUUCUCCACUUUCCACCCAUUCGUUCGUUUAUUCAAAAAUGUAUAUAAAGAAAUGCUAGUAAAUAUAUUCAAUCUGUCAUAAAAUUGCAUCUUCUGACGUUUUAAAACUAUCUUCUCAUCUAACAAUCACUUGAUAACUGAAAGUAUACGACAAAAUAAAAAAAUAAAAAUCGGAUGCCCAAGAAAAGCAGCGAUAGGCUUGUAAACGCUUGCUACAACUGUCGUAAUGCUAAAUCCAAAUGUACCACUAGUAACACAGAAAGUUCAUGCGAUAGAUGCAAUAAAAGAGGCCUCGAAUGCGUCGUAGAUAGCAUUAUACGGCGACGAGGUAAAGAUCGUAAACCUAGAGUAAGUAAUAAGCGGAAAGAAGCAUCAAAAGAGUCGUCUGAGAUAACGGAUGUAGCCGUUAGAUCAUCAACGAGGCAACUAUCGAAUAGAACUUCUAGUUCAACUAAAACAAGCUCUAUAACGACAAGAAAUUCUACGAAGUUAACGGACAAUAGUCAUAAGGAUUCCAUUAAAGAUAGAUUAUUCUCUAGCAACAAUAAUAACGACAUCUUACACACCACCAACUUCCCAGAAUUUGCCUAUCAAACAUCAUUCAAUCAAUCGGCUAAUAGUGCAACUGUACCUUUACUUUUCAACCCUACGAGCGACUAUCAACAGUCUACAUAUUGGGAUGUCCUUAUCAUGGAGAAAAUGAGCGAAUAUCAUAUCGAUAGGAAUACUGCAAUUAAACACAUUGUUGGUGACCUUUGGAUUGUUUUUAGUCGGGCUGAUUUGAUAGCGACGAUGUUCCACCUUCCUACAAUUCUCGAAGUCAUAAGGAGUCAACAAAAGAGAGACACACUCGAGCCAGCACUUAUAUACAUCCUAUUGGCUAUAUCCUAUGCAAUGCAAGGUCGUUCUGAUAAACCUUGCGCUACACAAUCAAAACUAAAAGCUCUCAAUUAUGCUGAAACGUCCUACACACAUCUUAUGUCAGCUAUGAGUACAAAUAAGAUGACUUUAGGUGUAGCACAAGCAGCCAUAUGCUUACAAUAUUAUGAACUGUUUCCUAAGCCAAUUUUUGAUGUUCAGAAAACGGGAGCAUGCUUGGUUAUAGCUGAUGCUGUAAUAAGAACCCUAGCACUGACGUGUUUAGAUGCCGACAAAGUUGAACAUGUUUAUGAUGACGACGGAAUUUCUAUCACUACGACAGAUUUGGAAACGACUCAACAAAGACCUUUGACGCCGAUUUCAAACCAUUCGUCACCACUUCCAGAGUUAUGUACUCAACCUGAAUGUAAUUGCCAGAAGUGGACAUACGAUGAGCUGCACAUGCAGAAAAAGGAAGGAAUACGCUUUCGUUUCCUUCCCCGAUUUGCAAUCAACGAAAUCUCGGACGAGAAAGAAAUCAAAGAUGAGGAGAUACGCAGAGUUGUUUGGACAGCUUUAAAUCAAAGUUGGUAUCAACAGAUGUUCCAACCAACAUUGAGUCCGCUAUACAUCAACGACAGCUCAAAUUAUGGUAUUUUCCUUACCUCUGAGCGCUAUGUUAGCAAUCUUCCCAAUCCUACCGAUAGAGAUUGGUCGAGACGAACACUCUACGCACUUCUAGAUCGCGGAAAGCUACUUUGCCAUGGUGCUAUGCGAUUGAGGCUGCCUUUAUUGGAAUUCCAUAUAAAAGCACUCAAAAUUGUUCGGGAGGCCGAUAUCAUUGAGACCGAGCUCGAAAAACACACUUGUCAUAAUGGUAUUCCACGUUGGCAAGUUUCUAACGUCGUAUUCCUUACAAAGCUUGUUCUCACUGCGAAGCUGCGACGGAUUACAGAUUUCAAAGAUGGACAGAGAAGUUAUUUCACCCGCAUACAAGCCAAAAAGUGGCUCGGAGAUCAUGGAAAUAUCUAUAGACAGUUUAUUGGCGGUGGUAUAAAAGAUGCACCAAUGAUACUGGGUGUCCUUACCGUUCAGGCAUUACGUUGUCUCGACUUGUACGGUAUUGAUGGCGACCUAGUCAUGGCAUUAUAUGUAUCAAGGGGUAUCCUUGCAGCAAUAGAACAAUUGUUACAUUUCCACCCAUGCGAUUCACCCGACGUCCAACGAAUGUUAGAUAAAGUCCGAAAUUCAUGCAACUUUGAACACGAAUCCAUGAAAAAGGCUUUCAAACCACCAAACCCACCUCCACAUCCGCCAACUUUUGAAGAACUGCAACAAUAUAUAGUAGAACACAAUACAAUCAGCGAAAUGCUAUAA